This is a messenger RNA of Oncorhynchus gorbuscha (pink salmon), 2089 nucleotides long. Its product is annotated as integrin alpha-IIb-like. The record is from RefSeq and is a predicted model, not a curated record. Gene Ontology annotation, molecular function: integrin binding. Gene Ontology annotation, biological process: integrin-mediated signaling pathway; angiogenesis; cell-matrix adhesion. The transcript has 20 exons. Bases 1 to 2058 code for a protein of 685 amino acids. Lineage: Eukaryota; Metazoa; Chordata; Actinopteri; Salmoniformes; Salmonidae. Gene Ontology annotation, cellular component: external side of plasma membrane; integrin complex.
AUGAUAGACGUGGGUGAACAUGAUGAGGCCCAGAACACUCCAGCGGGGAACUGCCUAGUGUUGAACACACUGACAGGGGAAACGGUCAACUUCUCCCCCUGCAGAGACAUCAUGACUGAGAAGGUUUACAAAGUCCUGAAGUACAGUCAGAUCAUCAGUGCAGGACUGCCUGACAUUGUCAACAGUGCCAAGAGCCAGAAUGCCAAACCUUAUGUGGCUGGACAAACCCAUUCCCCUGAGACUGGUGGAUACAAUCGUUACCAUGAUUAUGUGGUUGGAGUGCCUAAUGACUGCAACACAGCAGGCUCAGUGGCCUCUUACUUUGGCCACAGUGUUGCAGUAACUGAUCACAGACGAGAUGGCAUCCUAAUCGGGGCGCCCCUCUUCAUGGAGCAUGUGUCGGGCCAGCAGUUGCAGGAAGUGGGCCAGGUGAGUGUGUACCUGCAGGGAGGGCGCUCCACCUUCCACUCCAAGCCAGACCAGAAGCUGACAGGUUCCCAGGUGUAUGGACGCAUUGGCAGCACCAUCGCCCCCCUCAGUGACCUGGACAAUGACAGUUUUAAUGAUGUUGCUGUGGGAGCCCCAUCCUCAGGCUUUGAAGGAAGGGUUUUCAUCUCCAUGGGAACUAGCGAUGGACUGUCUCCCCAGUAUACCCAGGUCAUUGAGAGUCCCUUCCGGUCCCCAGGCUCUCCAGCACAGUUUGGCUUCACCCUAAGAGGAGCCACUGACAUUGAUUUAAAUGGCUACCCAGAUCUAAUUGUUGGUGCAUGGGGAGUCAAUAAGAUUGCUGUGUACAGGGCUCAAGCCGUGGUGAUGGCAAAGACCCAACUCUCCCUCUACCCUGACUUCCUGAACCCAGAUGUGAAGGAGUGUGAGCGCACCACCACCAACGAGCCUGUGGCCUGUUCUAGAUGCAAUUACGCAGCCAAUGGCCAGGAGGGCCAUGUUUCUGCACACAAAUCUGCCAGAGAGUAUUUCCAGCUAACCAUUCAGAGAGAUGUGGGAGUGGUCUGCAGGAACCAAACCGCUUACCUAAGGCAUGAGUUAGAGUUCAAGGACAAGCUCAGCCCCAUCUUCAUCUCCCUGAACUACAGCCUGUCCAACUCCAACUCCCAGGAGACCAUACUGCAUGGCCAGAGAGCUGUGGUCACACAGACCAGGAUCAUUCUGGACUGCGGAGAGGACAAUGUCUGUGUCCCUGACCUGAGGCUGACUUCUGAAGCCAGGUUGAUCUGUGCUCAGAAGAAGGAGAACCAGACAGUGGUGGUGGUCUGUGAGCUGGGGAACCCAAUGAGGCAGGGCCAGAAGCUCCAGGCUGGUCUGUUAUUCAGCGUGGGGAACCUGGAGAAGGUGGAGAGCCACGUGUCAUUCACAUUACAGAUCAAAAGCAAGAACAGCCAGAAUCCUGACAGUAAUGUGGCCCAUCUGAGGAUCGAUGUCAGCGCUGAGGCAGCUCUGGAGAUGUGGGGCGUUUGGUCCACCUUUGUAGCCUGCUGUUUUUUGGACAUGGGCUCCUCUCCACCUGAGUGUGUCCUGCCCAUUGCCAAGUGGGAACAGAAGGAGCAGCCUGCUGACCUGGAGGAGGUUGGCCCGCUAGUGGAACAUGUCUAUGAGUUGGUUAAGACCGGUAAUGCUACUGUUGGUAGAGUGUACAAGGUUAAACAGAAUGAGGUGGAACAGCCGGAGCCUCAGCACAAAGACACCGUUCACGUGAACUGCACCAGUGGAGAUACCUGUCUGAGGUUUGUGUGUGAGGCCAAAGGUCUGGAAAGAGACUGGAGCGCUGUGGUGAAGGUGAUGUCCCGACUCUGGAUACAAACCUUCCUGGAGAGGCCUUAUGAGAAUUAUGUCCUCCACUCUACAGCACGCUAUGCGGUUAUAGAUAUGCCCUCUAAGAUCCAGCCUGAAGAGCUGCCAAGUGGACAGGCUGAGACCCAGACCAGUCUGGUGUGGAGUUUUCCCGAUGGAGAGAAGGAGGUGCCGGUGUGGUGGAUCAUUGUGGCUGUGGUCUCUGGCCUUUUUCACCUCGCUCUGAUCUUCUGGAAGGUAAUGUACUGACAUAGUUAAAACAGCAGAUGGUGCAAGAUUG